CAAUUUUUGUAUGAUACAGAGAUCGCCUGCAUAGUUUGACCUCUAACACCGGCACAAUAAAGUCAGAAACGAAGGACACCGACUCAGCUAAAGUACGCUGCCUCAGCUAAAAUACGCCCUUUUCGUAUCGCUGAAAUGAUAAAAAUCCAAUCCAAUCUCUCCUUUUAUAUUAAUUGCCAACAUCAAUGGGGUGCUCGGUAAACCCAUACGGCGCGAAAACAAUUCCCAUCCCUAAGCCACGAUAAGAAGAAAAAAAAAAAGGAAACAAAAAGGAAAUCCGCGGAUUUUCUCUCCCACCCUUUUUGAAACCCUAAUUUAACGAAUAUCAGAAAAAUUUCAACGGAUUAUCUCUUUUUUCUUCUCAGGGUUUCGAUUUGUUUUUUUUUUUCCCGAAGAUUUUUAUAGGGGUUGAUCGCUGAACGGGAUGGCCUCCGUAUCAAGUCAGCCGCAGUUCCGUUACACUCAACCCCCAUCUAAGGUGCUGCAUUUGAGAAACUUGCCAUGGGAGUGUACGGAGGAAGAGUUGAUCGAGCUGGGGAAGCCAUUUGGGAAGGUCGUUAACACCAAGUGCAAUGUUGGAGCCAACCGUAAUCAAGCUUUCAUCGAAUUUGCUGAUUUGAAUCAGGCUAUUGCUAUGAUAUCAUAUUAUGCUUCAUCUUCAGAGCCUGCUCAAGUAAGGGGCAAAACGGUCUACCUACAAUAUUCCAACAGGCAGGAGAUUGUAAACAACAAAACGACCGCUGAUGUUGCUGGAAAUGUUCUGUUGGUAACCAUCGAAGGUCAAGAUGCACGGCUUGUUUCCAUCGAUGUUUUGCAUUUGGUAUUUUCAGCUUUUGGAUUUGUGCAUAAAAUUACAACCUUUGAGAAGACAGCUGGAUUCCAGGCAUUGGUGCAGUUUUCAGAUGCAGAAACAGCCACGUCUGCAAAAAAUGCCUUGGAUGGACGAAUCAUCCCUAGGUAUCUGCUUUCUGAAAAUAUAGCGCCUUGUACGCUUAGGAUCACAUAUUCUGCUCAUACAGAUUUGAGUGUGAAAUUUCAGAGCCACAGGAGCAGGGACUAUACCAAUCCGUAUCUUCCUGUUGCUCCUUCAGCUAUAGAUGGAAGUGGUCAGUUCAGUUUGGGUCUUGAUGGAAAAAAACUAGAACCAGAGAGUAACGUUUUACUUGCGUCUAUUGAGAACAUGCAGUAUGCUGUGACCUUGGAUGUGUUACACAUGGUAUUUUCUGCUUUUGGCCCUGUUCAAAAGAUUGCCAUGUUUGAUAAGAACGGUGGAGUGCAGGCUCUAAUUCAGUACCCAGAUGUUCAGACAGCUGUUGUUGCCAAGGAGGCCUUGGAAGGGCACUGCAUAUAUGAUGGAGGAUUUUGCAAACUUCAUAUCUCGUAUUCACGCCACACUGAUCUCAGUAUAAAGGUCAACAAUGAUAGGAGCAGAGAUUAUACAAUCCCUAACCCUGCCAUGGUUAAUCCACAGCCUUCGAUGGUGGGGCAACAGCCAAUUCAAACAUUGGGUGCAGCUGCUCAUCAAUACAAUGGGACUCAAUAUGCUCCUGGUUUAGAGCAACCAAUGAUGCCUCCUCAACCUUCAGCUGGAUGGGUCUCGGCUGUGCCAGCAGUGCCUCAAUCCAUGCCAGUACAGAUGACUAGUCAUCAUCCAUUCGUGCCACCAGCCACAAUGCCUCAAAUGACUCCCGGGAUGAUGCAAAUGCCAGGCCGGAGUGGAGUACCACCACCAGCUGGGACAGUGCCUCCUUAUAGACCCAAUCAGAUGUAAUAGCAUCUAUCUAUGAUAUAUGAAAACUGAGUUGAGGUGGCCUCAGCUGCCACAUGGUGGUUUCUCCCGACCUCUGUUUUUGUUUUUUUUUUUUGCUUUUUUUAUUGAAUGGGGUCAUGUAAACAUUUUUUAGUUUUAGAGGACAUUUUUGGUAUUAUGUUUAUUGGAAUUUCAACAAAGGAGUGGAGACUGGAGCGAGGGGGAGCUGGAAGGAAGUGGGAAGAAGCUACAGGGAGAGAGGCGGAGAUGGU
Messenger RNA from Durio zibethinus, 2022 nucleotides. RefSeq names its product polypyrimidine tract-binding protein homolog 2. The record is from RefSeq and is a predicted model, not a curated record. NCBI's taxonomy places the organism in Eukaryota, Viridiplantae, Streptophyta, Magnoliopsida, Malvales, Malvaceae. Gene Ontology annotation, molecular function: RNA binding.